Messenger RNA from Carassius gibelio (silver crucian carp), 1989 nucleotides. RefSeq names its product interleukin-21. NCBI's taxonomy places the organism in Eukaryota, Metazoa, Chordata, Actinopteri, Cypriniformes, Cyprinidae. The transcript is spliced from 6 exons. Gene Ontology annotation, biological process: immune response. Gene Ontology annotation, cellular component: extracellular region. The coding region runs from base 610 to 1041 and encodes 143 amino acids. The record is from RefSeq and is a predicted model, not a curated record. Gene Ontology annotation, molecular function: cytokine receptor binding.
ACACAGGUGCACUCGUGCUUUACUGAAGGCCAUAUAUCUGAUGUCAUUUGAUGUCCUGCAGGUUUGGGUGCAAUUAAUUCAUUUCCAGGACGCGCUAUUCUUAUCUAACAAAAAAUAAAAGUACAUUAAACUUCCUGUUUUUGUCUAUAAUCAAUAUGGUUUGUGUGGGAAGCCACAAAGAAAAAAGCACCUUUUCAUAUUCACUUGUGCUUGAUGAUGCUGCACCUAAGUCACACACACACAUGUUUCUGGUGCUGAUUCAGAAUGAGAAGAGGAACUGACAGCGUUUUGUAGUUUCCUGCCAAAUGUGCAGAAAGUCUGGGUCAGGUUCACAUACACACACAGAAACACACACACAGCAUCCGUACACCCCCGCGCACGCGCCUCUCGAUUACAUCUUCAUCAACUGACAGUUGUGACGAAUGGCCAGUGGAAAAGAAAAACUAAUUAGUCAUUGUAACAAUUGAGUUUUCCAAUCUUCAGAAAGAAGUGGUUUUCCAGCGUCCUCAAGGAUUCUUAUAUAAGGUGAUUGUGUACCUGUCGACAGUAUGACGGACAUCAAUCCAAGCAGCUUUAGAGAAGGAACAGAAGAAACUUUGCAGCUUCACCAUGAAGGCAUCUGUGUGUUUUGCGUUUGCAGUGGUUUGUUGGUUCGCAGCGCAGGCAGAGGAGUCACCGAAGUACCUCUUCCUCAAAAAAGUUAUGAAUGAACUCGACAGGAUCAAAAAUGGAUUGGAAACGAACAAAAGCAUAACUUUGAACUCACCCACCAUCAAUGAUUUAGAGGACUGCUGCGUUAAAUCUGCUCUGAACUGUUUUCAGUCCAAAGUGCUUUAUCUGCCAGUUGUUGAUAGCAAACUAAAGACGUUACAGAAGAUCAUCCAAAAAGAGCUUCACAAAAUUGUGAACCGUGUGCCCAAUUGCAAACCCAAAGAGCUAGAGAAAGCUCAGUGCAAACAAUGUGAUUCGUACAAGGAGGUUGACAGCCAAACAUUUGUGAAGAAUUUAAAAACUCUUCUGCAAAAGAUGUAUGCCAGUUAACUGUAGAGAUGAAAGAGAGAAGAGACUGUGUAUAUGACACUACCUGACCAAACCACAGAGAAGAGGCUCACACACUCCGCUGCUUCUGCUCUUCUAUUUAUUGAUUAUUUAUUGAAAGUUUUCUUGCAUAUUUUAACUAGCGGAUCUGUUAAAGGAUUGUUCAUGACUUUGACAUGUUUUUAGGAACAGGGCAACAGCUUCUUUAAGAAAUUAGAUAUUUGUUAUUUAAUGACAUGUAUUCGUUUUAUGUUAUACCGUCACCUUGAGGUGAGAUCCCAGCACUGUUGCUUUCAUAACAGCCUUGUUCCUGGAAAGAAGGGUGGUUUCCCUGAUGAAGAUUAAGUCUUAUGCAACAACACAAGGGCUUUCGAGUAGAUUUUUCACUUUAAGUAUGCUAAGAAUUUUAUUCUUAACUCUGUCAGGAAAACCACUCAUUUAGAUGAUGUAUCUUAAAAAAAGCAGAUGACACUUAUUAUAUGUCUCACAAUGAGAUGCAUAUCUAUAUAUAUAUCUAUAUAUUGGAUGAUAUUUAUUUGACAUUAAAAGAUUUAUUGAUGUUAACAUCAUGGCUGUGGUGGUUAUUUGAGAUGGACAUUGAAUUCUCGGUGUAUUUCAACCGACAGAAACAUCAUGAAUGGUUCUCACCUGUUAAAGUUUAACCUGAUGACCCGGAUAAGUUUCAGCAAACAGUUCUUGUUGUUUUUGUGUGGACAUACACCACUAGUUAAAGUUUGCAAACAAGCAUAAUCAAAAUUGAGUUUGUGUAGCAGGUGUAUCAAGAAAAUGCAAAGUACAAGAUUGUAUCGUUGCACUUUAUUUUACAGUCCAGUUCCUCAUGUACUAUGUACUUAUUAUAGUAAUUACAAUAACUAUGUAAUAACUAGGAACUAACCCUGAACCUAUCCCUAAACCUAAACCUACCCAAUGUAUUACCAGAACUUUCUUAGA